This is a messenger RNA of Papaver somniferum (opium poppy), 1206 nucleotides long. RefSeq lists its product as uncharacterized. The record is from RefSeq and is a predicted model, not a curated record. The transcript has a single exon. Lineage: Eukaryota; Viridiplantae; Streptophyta; Magnoliopsida; Ranunculales; Papaveraceae. The coding region runs from base 1 to 1206 and encodes 401 amino acids.
AUGAUCAAUGUGAUUAUCAGUCAUGAACCCAGCAAGACAGAAUUCCUAGUCACUCUACUUUAUGGUUCUGUAUACCAUGAAGAGAGAAUGCAACAAUGGGAAUACAUAGGUGAAAUUGGAUCUAGAUCCAAUCUUCCAUGGGAUAUCGUAGGUGAUCUUAAUAUUACCAUGCAUACCCAUGAAAUAUCAACUAUCACAUCUCCAACUACUAUUGACUUUCCAAUUAUUCAACAAGUUAUUGAUAAUGCUGAUUUAUCUGACCGAUAUAUUGGUACUCAAUAUACUUGGAAUAAUAGGCAAAGUGGAGAUAAUUUUAUUGGUGCUAGACUUGAUAGGGCUUCGGGUAAUGGUCUCUGGUUACAACAUUACGGGCUUGCAAAAGUAGUCCAUAUUGACACCAUAGGCAGUGACCACAUACCCAUUAUCCUGGAGACUUCUCCCAUGUCUCAUCAGAGUAGUAAGCCAUAUAGAUACUUCAGAUUCUGGAGUAAGGACCCAUCUGUUAGAGAUGUAAUUAAAAAUGCAUACUCUAAAUAUGUCAGGGGUUCUCCUCCAUAUCAGCUCACACAUAGACUGAGAUUUGUUAAACAUGAUCUUAGAAUUUGGAAUAUCCAUCAUUUUGGCAAUAUUGACCAAAAAGUGAAAACUCUAAGUGGUGAGCUCAAUAAUCUGAAUAAUUUACCCUAUACUACUCAGAACUUAGAGCACAUCAAACAAGUUGAAUUGGACUUAAAUCACUGGCAAAAAGUUCAAGAGGAAUUUUAUGCCCAAAAGUCCAGACAAGAGUUUUUUAAAUCUUUUGAUAAGAAUACUGGUUACUACCAUAACUCUGUCAAUAGACGAAAGCACUAUAAUCACAAUAGUGCUUUAAAGAUGGAUAAUGGUCAAUGGAUCAUUAAUAGAGAUAAUCUUGAGAAUCUGUUGGUUAGUCAUUUUAGUUCCAUAGGUUCCACAACAAAUCCUUAUAGGAACAAUGAGUUUCUCAACUGCAUUGACCCCUGCAUCUCUCAAGAUGAUAAUAUAAACCUUUUUAGACCUAUUACUCAGCAAGAGAUUGGGGAUACAAUAAACCAAAUGAAAGCCUGGACGGAUCCAUGGCCGGAUGGUUUUCCUCCUGGGUUUUAUAAAGAAAAUAUUGAUCUUUUCGUAACUGAUGUCUGGAAAACAGUUCAAAACUUUUUCAAUUCCAAACAUUUAUUAAAAUAG